Molecule: messenger RNA, 2469 nt
Organism: Tupaia belangeri chinensis (Chinese tree shrew)
Lineage: Eukaryota; Metazoa; Chordata; Mammalia; Scandentia; Tupaiidae
Gene: CUL5
Product: cullin 5
Exons: 19
Coding region: 1-2328 (775 amino acids)
Biological process (GO): ubiquitin-dependent protein catabolic process
Cellular component (GO): cullin-RING ubiquitin ligase complex
Molecular function (GO): ubiquitin protein ligase binding
Source: RefSeq, a predicted model, not a curated record
AUGGCUAACAAUAAAGGUUCCCUUCAGUUUGAAGACAAAUGGGAUUUCAUGCGUCCAAUUGUUUUGAAGCUUUUACGUCAGGAAUCUGUUACAAAACAGCAGUGGUUUGAUCUGUUUUCGGAUGUGCAUGCAGUCUGUCUCUGGGAUGAUAAAGGCCCUGCAAAGAUUCAUCAGGCUUUAAAAGAAGAUAUUCUUGAGUUUAUUAAGCAAGCACAGGCACGUGUACUGAGCCAUCAGGAUGAUACAGCAUUGCUAAAAGCAUAUAUUGUUGAAUGGCGAAAAUUCUUUACACAAUGUGAUAUCUUACCAAAACCUUUCUGUCAACUAGAGAUUACUUUAAUGGGUAAACAGGGCAGCAAUAAAAAAUCUAAUAUGGAAGACAGUAUUGUUCGAAAGCUUAUGCUUGAUACAUGGAAUGAGUCAAUCUUUUCAAAUAUAAAAAACAGGCUCCAAGAUAGUGCAAUGAAACUGGUACAUGCUGAAAGAUUAGGAGAAGCUUUUGAUUCUCAGUUGGUGAUUGGAGUACGAGAAUCUUAUGUUAACCUUUGUUCUAAUCCUGAGGAUAAGCUUCAAAUUUACAGGGACAAUUUUGAGAAGGCAUACUUGGAUUCAACAGAGAGAUUUUAUAGAACACAGGCACCAUCGUAUUUACAACAAAAUGGUGUACAGAAUUAUAUGAAAUAUGCAGAUGCUAAAUUAAAAGAAGAAGAAAAACGAGCACUGCGUUAUUUAGAAACAAGACGAGAAUGUAAUUCUGUUGAAGCACUCAUGGAAUGCUGUGUAAAUGCCCUGGUGACAUCAUUUAAAGAGACUAUCUUAGCGGAAUGCCAAGGCAUGAUCAAGCGAAAUGAAACUGAAAAAUUACAUUUGAUGUUUUCCUUGAUGGACAAAGUUCCAAAUGGGAUAGAGCCCAUGUUGAAAGACUUAGAGGAGCAUAUCAUUAGUGCUGGCCUGGCAGACAUGGUAGCAGCUGCUGAAACGAUUACUACUGACUCUGAAAAAUAUGUUGAGCAGCUACUUACACUAUUUAAUAGGUUUAGUAAACUUGUCAAAGAAGCUUUUCAAGAUGAUCCACGGUUUCUCACUGCACGAGAUAAGGCAUAUAAAGCAGUUGUUAAUGAUGCUACUAUAUUUAAACUUGAAUUACCUUUGAAGCAGAAAGGGGUGGGAUUAAAAACUCAGCCUGAAUCAAAAUGCCCUGAACUGCUUGCAAAUUACUGUGACAUGUUGCUGAGAAAAACACCAUUAAGCAAAAAACUAACCUCUGAAGAGAUUGAAGCAAAGCUUAAAGAAGUGCUCUUGGUACUUAAGUAUGUGCAAAACAAAGAUGUUUUUAUGAGGUAUCACAAAGCUCAUUUGACACGACGUCUUAUAUUAGACAUCUCUGCUGAUAGUGAAAUUGAAGAAAAUAUGGUAGAGUGGCUAAGAGAAGUUGGUAUGCCAGCAGAUUAUGUAAACAAGCUUGCUAGAAUGUUUCAGGACAUAAAAGUAUCUGAAGAUUUGAACCAAGCUUUUAAGGAAAUGCACAAAAAUAAUAAAUUGGCUUUACCAGCUGAUUCAGUUAAUAUAAAAAUUCUGAAUGCUGGUGCCUGGUCAAGAAGCUCAGAAAAAGUUUUUGUCUCACUUCCUACUGAACUGGAGGAUUUGAUACCUGAAGUAGAAGAAUUCUACAAAAAAAAUCAUAGUGGUAGAAAAUUACAUUGGCAUCAUCUCAUGUCAAAUGGAAUUAUAACUUUUAAGAAUGAAGUAGGUCAAUAUGAUUUGGAGGUAACCACGUUUCAGCUGGCUGUGUUGUUUGCAUGGAACCAAAGACCCAGAGAGAAAAUCAGCUUUGAAAAUCUAAAACUUGCAACCGAACUCCCUGAUGCUGAGCUUAGAAGGACUUUAUGGUCCUUAGUAGCUUUCCCAAAGCUCAAACGGCAAGUUUUAUUAUAUGAACCUCAAGUCAACUCACCCAAAGACUUCACAGAAGGUACUCUCUUCUCAGUGAACCAGGAGUUCAGUUUAAUAAAAAAUGCAAAAGUUCAAAAAAGAGGUAAAAUCAACUUGAUUGGACGCUUGCAGCUCACUACAGAAAGGAUGAGAGAAGAAGAAAAUGAAGGAAUAGUUCAACUAAGAAUACUAAGAACCCAGGAAGCUAUCAUACAGAUAAUGAAAAUGAGAAAGAAGAUCAGCAAUGCUCAGCUGCAGACUGAAUUAGUAGAAAUUUUGAAAAACAUGUUUUUGCCACAAAAGAAAAUGAUAAAAGAGCAAAUAGAAUGGCUAAUAGAGCACAAGUACAUCAGAAGAGAUGAAUCCGACAUCAACACUUUCAUAUACAUGGCUUAAUUGCGGGUAUCACAGACAAUAUGAGGAACCCAAAUUCUGGAGUGCUUGGGCAGAAUGGUGUAACAGUUUGUGCUGGAGAACGCUCUUUUUGGACUUUGAUUACAUAAAUAUUAAAAAUCUCUGCCUUACCUUACAAAACAA